Messenger RNA from Peromyscus maniculatus bairdii (prairie deer mouse), 1736 nucleotides. The record is from RefSeq and is a predicted model, not a curated record. Lineage: Eukaryota; Metazoa; Chordata; Mammalia; Rodentia; Cricetidae.
AUGACAGUACGUCAGCAGCGGGAUGGCCGUAGCUGUGGCGGCGGCUGCAGGAGCCCGAGCAGCCGCGGCCGCAGUGGAGGCUGGAGCCCGAGCGGCGUCCGCGGUGGCACCCCGGGGCGUUUAAGAUGGCGGCGGGGGGGGCGGCGGGGCUGCGGGAGGAGCAGCGCUACGGGCUGGCGUGCGGGCGGCUGGGGCAGGACAACAUCACCGUGCUGCAUGUGAAGCUCACCGAGACGGCGAUCCGGGCGCUGGAGACUUACCAGAGCCACAAGAAUUUAAUUCCUUUUCGACCUUCAAUUCAGUUCCAGGGACUCCAAGGGCUUGUCAAAAUUCCCAAAAAUGAUCCCCUCAGUGAAGUCCACAACUUUAACUUCUACCUGUCAAACGUGGGGAAAGAUAACCCUCAGGGCAGCUUUGACUGCAUCCAGCAAACACUCUCCAGCUCUGGGGCCUCCCAGCUCAAUUGCCUGGGAUUUAUACAAGAUAAAAUUACAGUGUGUGCAACAAAUGACUCCUAUCAGAUGACCCGAGAAAGAAUGACCCAGGCAGAGGAGGAAUCCCGUAAUCGAAGCACCAAAGUUAUCAAACCCGGUGGACCAUAUGUAGGGAAAAGAGUGCAAAUUCGGAAAGCGCCUCAAGCCAUCUCAGAUGCAGUGCCUGAGAGGAAAAGGUCAACCCCCAUGAACCCUGCAAAUACAAUUCGAAAGACACACGGUGGCAGCAGUGUUUCUCAGAGGCCAUACAGGGACAGGGUUAUUCACUUACUGGCACUAAAAGCCUACAAGAAACCUGAGCUGCUUGCCCGCCUGCAGAAAGAUGGUGUCAAUCAAAAAGACAAGAACUCCUUGGGAGCAAUUCUGCAACAGGUGGCCAAUCUGAAUCCUAAGGACCUCUCCUAUACCUUAAAGGAUUAUGUGUUUAAGGAGCUCCAGAGAGACUGGCCGGGUUACAGUGAGAUAGACAGACGGUCAUUGGAGUCAGUGCUCUCUAGAAAACUAAAUCCAUCUCAGAAUGCUGGCACUAGCCGAUCAGAGUCUCCCAUGUGUUCCAGCAAAGAUGCUGCCUCAUCUCCGCAGAAACGACCUUUGGAUUCAGAUUUCAUUGAUCCUUUGAUGAACAAAAAAGCUCGAAUAUCUCACCUGACAAACAGAGUCCCACCAACAUUAAAUGGCCAUUUGAACCCCACCAGUGAAAAAUCUUCUGCAGGCCUCCUACCGCCCCCUGCAGCUGCUGCCAUCCCCACGCCCUCACCGCUGCCUUCAACCCACCUGCCUGUCUCAAAUCCGCCUCAGACUGUAAAUUCCAACUCCAAUUCCCCUAGCACUCCAGAAGGCCGGGGGACUCAAGACCUACCUGUUGACAGUUUUAGUCAAAAUGGUAGCAUCUUUGAGGACCAGCAAGACAAAUAUACCUCUAGGACUUGUCUGGAAACAUUACCCCCUGGCUCAGUUCUGCUAAAGUGUCCAAAGCCUAUGGAAGAAAACCACCCAGUGUCUCACAAGAAGUCCAAAAAGAAGUCUAAAAAACACAAGGAAAAGGACCAAAUAAAAAAGCAUGACAUUGAGACAGGGGAGGAAAAGGAGGAAGACCUUCAGAGAGAAGAAACUGGCAAGUUGAGGAACUCCAGUCCGAAUCCCAGUGAAGGAGUUAAAGAAGGUUGCGCUGCCUCCAUGGAGCCUUCUUCAACAAUUGAACUCCCAGAUUAUUUGAUAAAAUACAUUGCUAUUGUCUCCUAU